This is a messenger RNA of Menidia menidia (Atlantic silverside), 1374 nucleotides long. The record is from the annotation of a GenBank genome assembly. Lineage: Eukaryota; Metazoa; Chordata; Actinopteri; Atheriniformes; Atherinopsidae.
AUGGAGAGCCACGGCUUGGACGGAAGCAGGACGGUGGUUGUGUCCGGGGUCCCGGACGUGUUACCCACCGGCAGAAUAAUCGACAAGCUGACCAUCCACUUCCAGAGCGGCCGGAGGAGCCACGGAGGGGACGUGGAGCUGGUCACAUACCCCACCAACAUGGACGGGGUCGCUUUUGUCACCUUUUUCCAACCUAAAGUCCUGAUCUGCAUCACCUCGGGGAUCUUGGAUGACAGACCAGUGCUAACUCUUUCAGAUGCAGAGACGGUGUUGAGGAAGGAGGAGCAGAUGAUGAUCGACCACGAGUUUGCUGAGGACUACCGUCUCACCGUGUUUCCCUUCAGCACGGAUAGCGACCAGGCCCGUCUGAUCGAGCGUCUGCGGUCGACCCACAGAUCGAUACGCUUCCGGUCCGGACCCGAUCAGAGGAAGGUUUCCAUCGAGGGUCCUUUCUCUGCUGUCAGAUCUCUGAGACGGGACCUCAUCCAAAGAGCCAGUCGGCUUAAGCUCUCAGCCCAAGCUGCUGCCAUCCAGCCCAGACCAGCCUCUCCUUUUCCAGACGCUAAGCAGGAAGCAGCAAGCUUCGACGGGCUUUCAGAGGAGGAUCCCAGACUCUGUUUGGAAGCUGGUGAUGGGGAGAAAGAAGAGGAAAUGUCCACAAAGUACCGAUCAGAGCGAAGACAGGUGGUCGGGGCCGAGGGCCGUUCAGCCUUUUCUGGUCUUAAAAUGCCCCCGGAGGACCAACGAGAAAGAACAACUUCUCUAGAACAAUCCAGUGGCUUUGGGGGGAUUUCAGCCUCCAGACCCACAGAGGAGAAUCGUCUGGGUUCACUUACCAGAGAGCCCCCUCAAUCUGGGAUAAAGGAAGAGUCUCCCUACUCUGAGAAACACUCAGAGGACAUAUGGGUGGACUCAUACACGUUCAGAUACAUUGAAAAGUUCCACCGACAGGAGAUGGAGAAAUGCCUGGUCGGGGUAGACGUGGCCAUAAAGAGCCCAGAGGGACGGGAUCUGGUUGGGAUUUCUCUUAGUGAGCAGAUUCCCUCCAGGCCGGGUUCAGGGCUCCUCCAGGCCGCUUUGGAAAGCCUCAACGUCUUAUUCCAGGUCAUGCUGUCCAGUCUGAGAGUUCACGAGAUGUUUUACAGCAAAGCCGAGCAGCAGCAGCUGGCCCGGGUUUGCAGAGAGCAGAGCGCCCUGUUCACAGACGUUUUGGUCCAGUUCGAGGAAUCCUGCGUCAAAUUCAUCGGCCCAAUCAUCAAAGCGGGCGUCUGCGCUCCAAAGCCCAGAUCAAAGGCAUUCCCCACAUACCGCGCCCGCCAUAUUACAGGACCUCCACAUCUGUACGGCAUUAUGGGCUUUAUGGGAGUGUUAUAA